AUGGCAUUUGGUACUACGCCAGAUAAAGAAUUCAAAUAUACCCUGGUCCCGGGUGAAACACUGGACUUGAAGGGCCUCAAGGUUGCAGUCAUUGGGGGAACAGGCGGAUUGGGUCAAAGCUUGAGCCGAUUCUUGUAUUCUAAAGGAGCCGACGUCACGGUCGUUGGGAGAACGUUCAGAGAUAAUCAUUUGGAAAAAAUACAUUUUAUCAAGGCAGACCUGGAGCUGAUGACAGAAGCUAAACGGGUAGCUCAAGAGUUAUCAAAGCAGCCACUCGACAUGGUCAUUUUAAGUACAGGCAUCAUUGCGGCAAGUAAACGCCAAGUGACCUCUGAGAAUCUUGAGCGCGAUAUGGCCGUCAGCUAUCUCAACAGGCUCGUUAUGUUGCGCACGUUAGUGCCUAAUCUUUCGAAGACCAAUACCAGCUAUCUCAAAACGCCUCGUGUGUUCAUCUUUGGUUUUCCGGGCACUGGAGAACUGGGCACGGUGGACGAUUUAAAUUCGGAAGGCAAAUACAGCGCUAUGAAAACACAUAUGACCACCGUAGCAGGCAACGAGGCUCUUGUGCUUGAUAGUGCACGCCGUUACCCCGGGGUUGGAUUCUACGGUAUCAAUCCAGGCCUUGUCAAAACCGCAAUUCGUGACAAUUUUCUGGGAAAAGGAAGUCUGAAGUCCCGGGUUGUGGAAAGUCUGAUUGGAUGGUGGUAUCCAACCCCAGCACAGUACGCUGAGAAAAUAGGACCCAUGAUGGUGGCGCCAGAAUUGGAUGGAAAUAGUCCCAAAUUUUUCGGAUCUUCUGCCGAAUCAAUUCAACCUUCAAAGGGAUUUACGGAAGAAUAUGUGAACCAAUUCAUCACCGAUUCCGAAAAGCUUGUCAAGAGCUCUGGUGUUUCUAUUGAGUAA
Messenger RNA from Lachancea sp. 'fantastica', 903 nucleotides. NCBI's taxonomy places the organism in Eukaryota, Fungi, Ascomycota, Saccharomycetes, Saccharomycetales, Saccharomycetaceae. The record is from the annotation of a GenBank genome assembly.